This is a messenger RNA of Ananas comosus (pineapple), 1465 nucleotides long. Its product is annotated as tetraspanin-3-like. The transcript is spliced from 2 exons. Lineage: Eukaryota; Viridiplantae; Streptophyta; Magnoliopsida; Poales; Bromeliaceae. Bases 72 to 956 code for a protein of 294 amino acids. Gene Ontology annotation, biological process: auxin-activated signaling pathway. Gene Ontology annotation, cellular component: plasmodesma; plasma membrane. The record is from RefSeq and is a predicted model, not a curated record.
UCUUUCUAAUCUUUAGUUCUAUACUACUACUACUUCGUUCUAUCCAACUGAGCUAUUAAGAAAAAAAAAAGAUGAUAAGGGGAAGCACGGGUGUCAUCGGCGUCGUGAACUUCAUAACCUUCCUGGUGUCCAUCCCGAUACUCGGGGGCGGCAUAUGGCUGAGCGUGCAGGCGAACUCGACCGACUGCCUCCGCUUCCUGCAGUGGCCUCUCAUCAUCAUCGGUCUGACCGUCCUGGUGAUAUCCCUCGCGGGCUUCGCGGGCGCCUGCUACCGCAUCUCGUGGCUCCUGCAGCUCUACCUCGUCGCCAUGUUCGUCGUGAUCGCCGCGCUCCUCUUCUUCGUCAUCUUCGCCUACGCCGUCACCGACCACGGCCACGGGGAGGUGGUGUUCGACCGCGCCUUCUUGGAGUACCAGCUGAGUGACUAUUCCGGGUGGCUCAGGGAUCGGGUGUCGGACCCCGGAUACUGGAAUAAGAUAUCGGCGUGCCUCCGCGACGCCGACGCGUGCCGCGGCAUGGCCCGGUACGUUAGGAACACCAAUACCGGAAUGGUUGUGCAUGAGCCCGCAUCCGUGUUCUACCAGAGGGAUCUUUCCCCUAUACAGUCGGGGUGCUGCAAGCCACCGACUUCGUGCGGGUACGCGUACGUGAACGAGACAGUCUGGAACUCGGGGUCGGGGUCGACAGCGUCCAUAGAUCCCGACUGCCAGCAGUGGAGCAACGACCAGCAGACUUUGUGCUACCGUUGCGACUCGUGCAAGGCGGGCGUCCUCGCCACCAUCCGCCACAGCUGGCGCAAGGCCUCCGUCAUCAACAUCGUCGUGCUGGUCAUCCUCGUGAUCGUCUACAUUGUCGGGUUCGCCGCGUACCGAAACGCGAGAAGGAUCGACAACGACGAGCCCUUCGGAGAGAGCAGGAUGACAAAAGCAAGGCCUAGCUCAUUCCGCCUUUUCUAAUAAUAGCAAAUCUACGAGCAUUUUACAAUUUAAUAUAUUUUAAGUGCAGUUAACGAGUUAAAUUUUAUAAAGUUGAAUCGCUAGUUAUCUAGCUGUUUGAUAUUCAGAAAAGUUGAUUCAUCGACUGCGUAUUCGGGCAACGAGCUGAGGCACCAACAAUUAACAUUACGGUUAAGAAAAGCUCCUGUUGCUUGAACGUGUUGUCUAUAUAAGUUGAGAAAAUAUAUUUAAUUUGGAGCUAAGUAGGUUUUAUGUGUAAUCUAUAGUGCAAAAGUGUUCACAUUGUUGGCCAAUUAGGAUAGAGAGGAAGAGAAUAUGUGAAUUAAGCUGUGUUAAGAAUUUGGUGUGCUUUUAAUUAUCCUCGUUGUGUUCGCUGCAAUUGUGUUCGAGUGUAAUUAAAUCUCCAAUAUUGUUGUAAAUUUGUUGGACUUGAAAUUUUAUUUUUGUCUUUUAAGUUGCUUAAGAGAGGAAAUGAAUCCCAUAUUUUACAAUAUGGACAUUUUUCUAUU